Molecule: messenger RNA, 1426 nt
Organism: Ceraceosorus bombacis
Lineage: Eukaryota; Fungi; Basidiomycota; Exobasidiomycetes; Ceraceosorales; Ceraceosoraceae
Source: the annotation of a GenBank genome assembly
AUGUCUUUUGCUGCCAAGCCAAGCCACGCAAAGAAGCGUCGCAUUGACCGCAUGACCGUUGACGAGGCCGUUAAGGGUACCUUGACCUUGCGCCUCACCCAGAUCUCAGCAACAGAACCCGACCCAAACAAAUGCAUUCCGCUCAUGGAGGCCCUCCCAGAGGCAAAGGCGAAGGGGCAGAAGAAGAAGCUGCAGCAAGGCAAGACACCCAAGACUCAGAGACGGCGCAGGGAGUACACGCCAGUGAGUUUUGCUCUGAUCUCUGUCUUGACUCUCUCACCUUCUCCUGACUUAGGGUUACUGCUCCCAGAUUCGUAUCAUCAGGGGUGUGCGAUUGGAGUCACGAGCAGAUGGAGAGCCAUUUGCAGUGCGUAGGAAUGUAAUUGCAACAACCAACAACAACAAGACAGUUCUUCAACGAUUUAUGAGCACCCCUUUCGACCAUGGAAAUGCGCACAAAAAAGAUCUCGCAAUCCUCAAGCAACUCUGUCUGACCUUGCAGUCGAUCAGCCUCCCCCCUGCCCAGAUUGUAGGCGAAGGAAAGAAGGCGUACAUGAUGAAUCUGGGGUACAUCAUGAGGGAUGAAACUCUGCAGAGGGGUUGGCGUACAAAGGACACACGUCAACAAGGGGUGACCAAUCGGACAAAUGUGCUCAGAAUGCUCACCUUUGUCCGCAAGUACAGCGAUCGAUGGGUGAGCAGGUUCACCCACGGCCGCCGCUACAACACGGACAAGUACGUCAAGACUUCCUUCUCUGGCAGUGGCAAGCGUUGGGAGCAGGUGAUUGCCGCUCUGCCAGUAGCAAAGUGGACGACGAGCGCGGUCUCGCUUCAAGUUGGUGUCAGUAUCAACGGCGAGAUGAGCAGCAAUCUGCUCCUUCCUUCUGGCCUGGUGGAUGAGACAGUGUCCUUUGUUUGGCUCUCUGCGGUUGGUGACGCUUGUUUGGUUACGUUGACCGACUACAACGUUCACGUCGAAGUCUUGCCUGGAGAAGUCGUCUUCUUAUGCCAGGAUGUGAAGUUCAGCACCCGGCGUCAUCCCAACGAAGACUACAACUACGGGAGGGACUUUGUUCUUGUAGUCGGUCUUCCUGACGGCUUCACCGACAGCACCGUAGAGAGCACAAAGGAUCCUACCCUGACAAAGGUUCUUGUAGUCGGUCUUCCUGACGGCUUCACCGACAGCACCGUAGAGAGCACAAAGGAUCCUAAGCUCCCUGACGAAGGCGCCAAUGCCAAGGCAGAGGAAGCAAAGCAAGCCUCGUCAUUUGCCAAGCUGACGCCACGCAAGCGCACCGGCGAUCCUGACCCCGACGAGCUGCUGGAGCAGGGCCUGCUGCCAGAGAACACAGCGGAGGAAGGCGGUGAUGAGGAGGAGGUGGACGAUGAAGACGAGGAGGAGGAUUUGCUCACGGACGACGAAUAG